Molecule: messenger RNA, 249 nt
Organism: Lymnaea stagnalis (great pond snail)
Lineage: Eukaryota; Metazoa; Mollusca; Gastropoda; Lymnaeidae
Source: the annotation of a GenBank genome assembly
UCUUGCAUGUUGCUGCUCAUCAGCGUCGUCUUCGUUUGCUGCUUUCUGCCCUUCGUCGGUCUGGAGUUCUUCAAGGCGGCCGCGCCUGGUGUCUAUGAGUCCAUGGACGAUGUGUCCACAUCGCUGUACCAGCUGUUCUGGAGAUCGUAUUUGCUCAACAGCGCGGCCAACCCAGUAAUUUAUUUGAUGUGCGAUUUAAGAUUUAGAAAAGAAUGUUUACACAUUUUUAGCUGCCAAAAUAGUUCCUGA